UUCUAGUAUCGGAUUUUCCCUUUUGUAAAAGCACCAAGUGACAACUGUCAAUUUCAACAACUCAAUCUGAAAGCAAAUAAUACUAAAUAACUAAUGUGGUUGCUAGAUUUAAUGACAACUUAUAUUAUACGGAUAAUAUAGCUUUAAUAAAUGUUUAUAUAGCCGAUACCACCAUAUGAGGAUAGAAGAUAGUGUUCAUGAUAGCAUGCGAAAAGUGAAACGUGGAAAAAAAGUAACAAAUUAUGAUAUCUAGAUAACAUACUUAUGAUUGAUGGAAGACAGUUAAAAUGAAAGAAAACGUUUAAUUUUAUUCAAACAUUAUUUAGGAAAGUGUGUGCGCAUUUAAUAAACACUUUCCGUACAUAUAAGAAUAUUUAACAAAAUUCUGAAAAAAACAUUUUUUUCUACUGUUUAUUAUUUGAUUUUUUUUGCGUUGACAAUGACAAACCCACUUGGAUUCUUGCAACAGCAGCGGUUUAAUUUUGGACUUCAACAAUUGCGGUACCUUCAUCCACUGGCAGGAUAUUCACACCUACUGGAUCCUCUAGCUGUAGCCCAACUUUCUCUCACCAAGAAUCAACAAUAUCAUGCUGGAUAUCUUAACACUUUAAGUUCUUUAGUGUCUAAUGGAGAACUUGCUGGAAAUGGUUACUGCGGAAGUAGAAAUGCCUCGGACUUGUCACCAAAGGCCGACCCGCUCGGUGAUUUGGGUACUCGUCAACAUGAGCAAGAUAUAUAUGAUGAAAGAGACGAUAAAUCAGGGAAACGCCGAAGAACGCGAACAAACUUUACAAGUUGGCAGUUGGAGGAACUUGAACGGUCUUUCCAAAGCAGCCACUACCCAGAUGUGUUCAUGAGAGAAGCUAUAGCAAUGAGGUUAGACCUAGUCGAAUCCAGAGUUCAGGUUUGGUUUCAAAAUCGGCGGGCUAAAUGGAGAAAGCAUGAACACACAAGGAAAGGUCCCGGAAGACCUGCCCACAAUGCACAUCCGCAAACUUGCAGCGGGGAACCAAUCAGUGAAGACGAAAUUAAAAGAAGAGAAAAAGAAAAAAUUGAACGCAAGCGAAGAAAACAAGAGGAGAGAGUAAGAAAAUUAGAAGAAAAGAAGAAACUUUUUAGCAGCAUGAGUAGUUUUUCAAGUACCUCAAGCAGCAGUUGUGAUACAAACAAAAAGAACUCGGAUUCUGAUAACAAACACAGUGAGGAUAUUCAGUCUGAAAACGCGGAUGAAAUUGAUGUAUGCGAUGCAGUAGAAAACAAUUCUAAGCAAACGCAGUUAGUUGAAACUCCUCGAAGGAGAAAUCCUUUUAGCAUAGACAGUUUAUUGGAGAAAAGUUCUGAUAAUAACGAUGUUGUAAAGGGAGUGAAUGAAGAUUUGCCAAAUAUUUUUUCUGGACAUAUCAAAACAAGUCGUGUAUCUUCUGGAAAUACAGAAAUGAUGCUCUAGUCUUUUUGAGUGUAAAAUAAUUAAAUGUUAAUUUGUGAUUAAAACAAAACAAAAAUACGACAGAUUUGUAAUCUACAUUGAUGAUAGACAGGGUCAAGAACUUGUUCAAAUGUUAUCUUGCAUGAUGCAAAAAAUAAUAUUCAUUGCAAUAUUGUUUUUACUGUUCAACAAAUGAUAAUUAGUUAUUUUAACAUAUGGAAAUAUACAUGCAAUUUUGAUUUAAUCAAUUCGUUUUAAUUAAUAGCCAGGGAAAAUAUAAUAGGUGAUUUUUGUGGAUAAAUUCAUUUACGCUGCACAAAUCAAUAAAACAAUAUAAUAACAUUAUAAUUGUACUGAAUAAUAAUAAUUCAUGUCUUUGGUAUUUUAUAACUUACUUGUUACUAUCUAAUUACCAACACGUUUUUUUUCUAUAAUUUUGAUAUUUCAAAUAAUUGUGGAAAAUUAGAUAUAUAUUUUUGCAAAUAGUUAUUAUGAUAUUAUUUUCACAUACAAUGUAACAGUAAGCUAUAGAUUUUAAUAGUUAAAUAUUCAUAAGUUUUAUUUAAAUUUGGUUGCAAAUAUAUUUAAAAUGUACGGGUGAAAUCAUGUUUUUGUGUCAUUCAUUAGCAUUCAUUUAUUUUAAAUCUUCUAGCGUUAAAACUGCAUGCCUCCAGAUCAGCCAAGAUAUUUCAAGAAAAUUAAACUUGAAAAAAAAUGUACUAAGAUUUUAAGAAAAGAUUUAAGAUUGAACUAAUAAUUUACAUGUAAUCAGAGUUAAAGGAAUCACUUUGCAGUAUUCUACAUAUUUAUAUUGCGUUACUAAGGCUAUUAUGUUUACUUUGACCUAUUUCGGUAAUUUACGUGGUUUUCAAGUGCUGCUUGCAAUGUGUAAAUUAUUUUCUUUGUUUACCUCACAACAUAUCACUUUUAAAUAACUUUUAAAAUUGUCAUGAAAAUAACCAUGAAUAUGGAGGCAUGCAAAUCAUUAUAUACAUUACACAGUGAUAACCAUGUUUUAGACAAUACCAACAUACAACUUACGUUUUAUACGGUAUAAAGGCAUUAAACUGAUAUAAUAUGUUUCUGUUUCUGAAUAAAUAUCAUACGAAUUUACUUCACCUGAAAAAAUGGUGUUUUAGUAAAGAUUUUCAUGAAGUAGGUAGUACAUUGUUGAACAUAUAUAGACAAUAGUAGAAUAUUUAGCAAGGGAACAAUUAAUUACGUUUUUUCUUAAAUAAGUUAUUUACCUUGAAUAAUAGAUAUUCAUGUAUUUUUUUAAUUUGAUUUUACAUGUUUUGAAAUUUGUACUAUAUAUUUUAAAGUAAUAGAUUGACACACUUGUAGACAAUUUAGAUUUGUAAAAAUAUACAUUUUCGUAUGUAACUUAAGGCAGACAUUAUUUAAACAAAUAUUUGCAUUAUCUUAUUAUAUUUCAUUUUACUUUGUUUUCUUUGAAAUAUAUCGGAUCUUGUAAUACGUACAGAUAAGUCGUUGAAUAUGUUGGUAAUUUGUUAUUAAAUGAUUUCGAAUAAAAGACGAUAAAUUAUACA
Ruditapes philippinarum (Manila clam) is the source of this 2976-nucleotide messenger RNA. RefSeq names its product homeobox protein unc-4 homolog. Gene Ontology annotation, molecular function: sequence-specific double-stranded DNA binding; DNA-binding transcription factor activity, RNA polymerase II-specific. Lineage: Eukaryota; Metazoa; Mollusca; Bivalvia; Venerida; Veneridae. The record is from RefSeq and is a predicted model, not a curated record. Gene Ontology annotation, biological process: regulation of DNA-templated transcription. The coding region runs from base 440 to 1447 and encodes 335 amino acids. The transcript is spliced from 3 exons.